AUGGCACAGACUGCCACCGUGACCCUCGCGACUCUUGAUCCCGUCCACACCACCACCCACCUCCCAGAAACACAACCAGAGCCGACAAUUCAUGAUGCCGUUUCUGCAAUUCCUCCUUCAACAGCCGCCUCCGUCGCCCAGAGAUGGAACGGCUCCAGAGAAAACACCUUCCGAACUCUAUCCUGCUACUUCGCUUUCACAAUCUACGGCAUGAACGACGGAACCCCAGGCGCAAUGGUCCCCCAUUUGGAAAACUACUACUCCCUCCCCUACUCCAUCGUAUCCCUCAUAUUCCUCGGCCCCAUGCUAGGCUGCGUCACCGCAGCAUUCACCUCAAACAGGCUCCACCAAAAAUUCGGCCGUCGCGGCGUAGCAGCCUUUGCCACAGGUUCAUACGCAAUCUCAUACGUGGGCAUGUGUGCGCAUCCACCGUUUGGCCUCGUGGUACCGCUGCUGGUCCUCACGGGAUCUCAUGGUAAAGACCACAACUCAAACAUAAUCAGCAAUGGCCUAAUCAUCUCAAAGCUCGGUCUAGCUAUUGCCGCCGCCGCAACUACAGUGUGGUCUUUCUGGGCUGAUUGCGGAACGAGCCGCAACACGUCACCAUCAGGCCAAGCCCACAGCUUCACAUUCUCCGUAUUCAAAGACAAGGUAACCCUCCUAUUCUCCAGCUUCAUGCUACUCUACGUAGGCGCCGAAGUAACAAUCGGCGGCUGGUUGGUAACCUUCAUGCUCAACGUCCGCAACGGCACGCCCUCUGCCUCGUCUCUCGUCGCCUCUGGCUUCUGGAUCGGCAUCACUGUUGGCCGGUUCGCACUGGGCUGGAUCACGAGCUACUUUGGGGAAAAGAUUAUGGUCUCAGCGUAUCUCGUUAUCGCGAUUGGCCUUGAACUAGCAUUUUGGCUUGGUAAGGAGUUUGUGGUGAGUGCUAUUAUGGCGGCGCUGGUGGGAUUAUCUAUCGGUAUGGUGAUGCCAGCGAGCAUCAGGGUGAUGACCAAGAUCCUUCCGGUCGAAAAGCAUAUUGUCUCUGUUGGCUUUGGCACAGCUUUUGCCGUAUCUGGGGCAAGCAUAUUCCCAUUCGUGGUUGGAGCGCUCGCUCAAGCCGGCGGAGUCCAAGUCCUCCAGCCCGUCAUCCUGGCACUAUUCGCAGUCCAGCUCCUACUCUGGCUUUUCGUCACAAGGAUGAAACUCGACAGGGACGAGGACUCUUCUGCGUAG
This is a messenger RNA of Fusarium falciforme, 1218 nucleotides long. Its product is annotated as MFS domain-containing protein. Gene Ontology annotation, biological process: transmembrane transport. Gene Ontology annotation, cellular component: membrane. The transcript has 5 exons. The coding region runs from base 1 to 1218 and encodes 405 amino acids. The record is from RefSeq and is a predicted model, not a curated record. Gene Ontology annotation, molecular function: transmembrane transporter activity. NCBI's taxonomy places the organism in Eukaryota, Fungi, Ascomycota, Sordariomycetes, Hypocreales, Nectriaceae.